Messenger RNA from Acipenser ruthenus (sterlet), 1775 nucleotides. RefSeq names its product gasdermin Eb (gene gsdmeb). The transcript is spliced from 10 exons. The record is from RefSeq and is a predicted model, not a curated record. Gene Ontology annotation, biological process: programmed cell death. NCBI's taxonomy places the organism in Eukaryota, Metazoa, Chordata, Actinopteri, Acipenseriformes, Acipenseridae. Gene Ontology annotation, cellular component: cytoplasm. Bases 119 to 1636 code for a protein of 505 amino acids.
AAUUAGAGAUAACAAUAUGGGAAACUGGGCGGGAUAUACACUGCUUGUUUAAGACAGUAUCGAGCAUUAGAGCAAAACAUUACAGCGGUGGUGAGCAGGUAUUGGGUAAUUGCCAAAGAUGUUUGCCAAAGCCACCAGUAACUUUGUGAAGCAGAUAGACUCGGAUGGAGAGCUGAUUCCUGUUGCUCGACUGAAUGACUCUGACAAGCUUCAGCCUCUUUGUCUGGUGAUUAAACGCAAGAGAUUCUGGUUCUGGCAGAAGCCAAAGUAUAUUUCAUCACCAUUCACCUUGAGCGAUGUGCUUACUGGAGACAAGCCUAUUAAACCUGUUGUUGUGGACUCUGAUUUCCUGAAGUAUGAAGGCACAUUUGGGGACAUCAUCGGAGGGAAUGUUGAAACUGAAGUUGGAAAUCUCAACAUCAGCAUGGAAGGAAAAGGUUCCUCUAAACUGCAGUCUUCGUUUGGAGACUUAAGGAAGCAGGAAGUUGAUGUUCUUCAUCUCCUGCAAGACUCUGAAGAAAGGGUGAUAAACAUGGACCAUCCCUUUGUACAGCAGACUCGUGAAAGGCCCAAUGAAGUGUUUGGUGUUCUCAAAGAAAAAGUCAUCACCACUCAGAAGUGCUUGAUUUCUGAGCAAGUUCAAGAAGAAGGGCAGUGUGGUAGUAUGUUGGGGCUUAGAGCGAAACGGAUAAAGGUGUCAGUCCAAGAAAAUGGGAACAUGCAAAAGGACAGCAGUGUAGUCUUAGAAAUUCCACCAGAAACAGUCCUAGCUUACAGCAUCAUUGAGCUGAGUAUUAAAACCGAUGGACAGUAUGAGUUAUGUCUGCUGCCAGACAAAUGUGGGGGCUUUGAAGCUGAAACCAGGAAGAAGCCCGUCUCUCCUGAGCUCCAGUCAUUGGUGGAUGGACCAAUGGAUGAGCCAAUGGAGCCUGACGGAGGGUGGAUUCAAAGGAAGCGUUCUGAAGAUGUCAGGAACAUCCCCAGUGAAGCUCCACUCUCUGUCCUGAAACAAGAUUUAGAGGAAUUUAAGACCCAGUUUAAACCAUUUGCAGAAAUGCCUGAAGACAAGCGAUCCGCGUUGUUCAAGAUGGUGAAUAAAGUGUUGUAUGAUAAAGCAGUGCUUAUCGUUGUGGAGAAUGUGCUGGAGCAGCUCAGCUCGGGUGAUAAGCCAGAUCUCACAGAACUUGAGGAGUUAAACCCCUCUCAGAAAGCAUGUGUGACCGCGCUGCUGCAGGCCAUCGGAUACAGCUGUGAAAAGGAGAGCAAGGUGAUGGAGAUGGACAGUCUUCACAGAUCUCCUUGCCUUCUCACCGCUACACACUUCCUCACCAGUGCCAUGCAAGAAAUGUCCAAUAGUUGUCUUUCAGAACUUGCCAGCUGUUGUGACCUGCAAAUAAUACACGCUUUGUGUUCCUUGUUAAGCAGCAUUACAGCAGAAGGCAAUUCUUCACUGGAGACCCCUCUGAUUGAAGAGAAGACAUUCCACAUAGCUGAGCACCUGUUUGCUUUAUCAAACAUUAACCUGCAGAAGGAUCAAUCUGCAGUGAGAGCAACAACGGGAAAACAGCCUGGAUUCCUUCCGUUAAUCCUGUGUAUAGCUGUGAGUGGACUAGCCACACUCAGUGAAAGCCAUUAAUGUGUGUCCAAGACAAGAUGGACUGUUAUGAUUUGAAACAGUUUUUAUAGUUUACAAUUAUUUUACAUACAUUUUUUACAAAGUUCGUGGCAGCUGUAAAGAAAAAAAAAAAAAGGUUUAGAACUGUUGCACUGUUGUA